Messenger RNA from Hippocampus zosterae (dwarf seahorse), 2853 nucleotides. RefSeq names its product lysophosphatidic acid receptor 6a (gene lpar6a). Lineage: Eukaryota; Metazoa; Chordata; Actinopteri; Syngnathiformes; Syngnathidae. Bases 1044 to 2150 code for a protein of 368 amino acids. Gene Ontology annotation, cellular component: membrane. The record is from RefSeq and is a predicted model, not a curated record. Gene Ontology annotation, biological process: positive regulation of Rho protein signal transduction; phospholipase C-activating G protein-coupled receptor signaling pathway. The transcript has a single exon. Gene Ontology annotation, molecular function: lysophosphatidic acid receptor activity.
CGGAAGAUGAAUGAAUGAAUAAAUGCUCGCGGGCAUUAGACGUGGCUUUGGCCUGAGCACAAAAACAAAGAAUGCUUUUGGUAUCAUUCCAUAUCGGCGGCUUCCACAUGCUUCCAUAUUUUUGUAGUCAACCCCCCCCCCACCCGCGCCCCACAUUAGUUUGGUAACAAAUGUGAGAACACUGUCAAAUAAAAUGUAAAAAAAGCAGAGUGUGUGCAGCAGUUGUCCCGUGGGAGCAGACAAAGGGAAAGGAGGGGGGGGAGGGUCCAGGGGGCGGGGAAGUGGACCCGGUCCCAGCCCAGUCAAAGUACAAAAGUGUGAGUGCGUGCGCGAGAGUGAGAGAGAGAGCGAACGACACAAAAGAGAAGUGGGCAGCAGCAACCGCCGCUCCUCGCUGAGAUUACUUGAAACCUGCCGGAGUAGAAAAAACAAUAACACGAGCGCAGUGACUUGCUGCCAUUUUUUUUUUUCUUUUUGAGGGAAGUGGCGGACGAGGACACAAGACGCACACAAGCCUCGAUUUGGGUUCUCUCCGUUCUCAUCUUGAGGGAUAUGCCAGCCUUCCCUUUGUGCGACUUCCCAGCCUCGAGGCGCGCGGUGGGGGGCAGGAAGGGGGACAGCGGCUCCCCGCCCCCCACGGCUCUCUUCACUCCUAGCUAACUCCUGGACGUCCGCUUUGAUGGGCAUCGCGUUGGAUGGAAGUCCAGAGGUUUGAAUCCUCGGAACCGGGGUGUUCUGCCCACUUUGUCCUUUUUUAAAAAAAAAAAAAAUUACCGUUAAGACUGCAGCACAAUGCAUGUUGCGUAAUACUUGGGAACUACCUCCAGGGCUGGCAAAUUUGGAAUCCUCGGGAACCGACGCUGUAAAAUUUGGCACCUGGCCAGCCUUCUUUGGUUCCAGUCUCCGGGACCACCUCGGAAACUCUUUCACCCGGGAUAUCGUCAGAACCGAGCAUCGGCGAUGUAACCCAUAACGGCGGCGCCGGUACCCCGUGAUCAAAAAGACCUUGUGGACUAAUUUGCUCAACGUAGUCUCUGGUUUCCAUGGAAACGGCGACGUUAAACGCCGCCCCGCCGCCGGGAUGGGGCAACGUCUCGGCGGGCAACUGGAGCUGCAGCAAGAACGACGGCUUCAAGUACCCGCUGUACAGCACGGUGUUCAGCGUGGUGUUCGUGGUGGGCCUGAUCACCAACGCGGUGGCCAUCUACAUCUUCACCUGCUCGCUCAAGCUGCGCAACGAGACCACCACGUACAUGAUGAACCUGGUGGCGUCCGAUCUGCUCUUCGUCUUCACGCUGCCGCUGCGCGUCUUCUACUUCAUCAACGGCAGCUGGCCCUUCGGCAGCGUGCUGUGCAAGGUGUCCGUGUCGCUCUUCUACACCAACAUGUACGGCAGCAUCCUCUUCCUGACGUGCAUCAGCGUGGAUCGCUUCCUGGCCAUCGUGCACCCCUUCCGCUCGCGGACGCUGCGCACCCAGCGCAACGCCAAGCUGGUGUGCGCCGCCGUGUGGGCCCUGGUGCUGUCGGGCAGCCUGCCCACGGGCUUCCUGUUGGACACCACGUCGCGGCAGCGCGCCAACGCCACCGCCACCGCCACUUUUUGCUUCGAGAACUUCUCCUCCAGCCAGUGGAAGUCGCACCUGUCCAAGGUGGUCAUCUUCAUCGAGACGGUGGGCUUCGUCAUCCCGCUGCUGCUCAACGUGGGCUGCUCGGUCAGGGUGCUGCAGACUCUGCGCCGCCCCCACAAGGUGAGCAGGGGCGGCGGCGGCGGCAAGCUGAACAAGACCAAGAUCCUCCGCAUGAUCGCCGUGCACCUCACCACCUUCUGCUUCUGCUUCAUCCCUUACAACGUCAACCUGGUCUUCUACUCGCUGGUGCGCACCAAGACGCUGAAGGGCUGCUUGGCCGAGUCGGUGGUGCGCACCAUCUACCCGGUGGCGCUGUGCAUCGCCGUCUCCAACUGCUGCUUUGACCCCAUCGUCUACUACUUCACCUCGGAGACCAUCCAGAACUCCAUCAAGAGAAAGUCGCCGGCGGGGCGGACGUGCGACGGCAAGUUCUCCGAGGCGCUCCGCUCGGACUCCGGCUCCGACUUGCAGUGCAGCUUGAGGAACCUCAAAGCCAAGAUGCUGCACGAGUCCUCGGUGUGACGCUUCUCUUUGACCCUCGACGAGUUCUCAAAUCCAGCAUCCAAUCCAAAGGGAAACCCGCCGCUGUGGAUUUUUGAGGCCCUCUGCACCCUUCUGCUGUGGAUUUUGCUGACGUGUGGCCGGCUGGAAGGGAGUCGGAACACUUUUGGACUUUAGCGGACACUUUUUUUUUAGGUACACCUGCACGUGUUAUCACAUCACAUCAAAGAAUCUGUUUGGUCAAUUCCGUUCCAAUUCCAAAAACUGGAAAUGAAGCGCGCUUUGUUUGGCUGACGUUUUAAAUAAGGCGUGUAUGCGUGCUUGUGUAUAAAAUUCAUUCAUUCAUUCAUCUUCCGAACCGCUUGAUCCUCACUAGGGUCGCGGGGGGUGCUGGAGCCGAUCCCAGCUGUCUCCGGGCAGUAGGCGGGGGACACCCUGAAUCGGUUGCCAGCCAAUCGCAGGGCACACAGAGACGAACAACCAUUCACACUCACACCUAGGGACAAUUUAGAGUGUCCAAUCAGCCUGCCACGCAUGUUUUUGGAAUGUGGGAGGAAACCGGAGCACCCGGAGAAAACCCACGCAGGCCCGGGGAGAACAUGCAAACUCCACACAGGGAGGCCGGAGCUGGAAUCGAACCCGGUACCUCUGCACUGUGAAGCCAAUGUGCUAACCACUGGACUACCGGGCCGCCCUGUGUAUAAAAUGAGUGUGUAAAUGUUUU